AUGGUGUGUAAAGAGUGCAUUCUCCAGAUCGGUGCUGAUCAGUUUGUGAUCCCCAUCGAAUCUGUUCUCAAAACGUUUGGUUCCAAAAUUGAAAUGUUUAUAGACACAACAUCCCGGACAGAUACGUACACGAAAUACGUCAUUAGGAGGCCCAAAGACUCUACCAUGGCUCUGAUAGAAUACUGCUAUACCGGACAGCUUCACAUUCCUAAGAGUAUCUGCAAGGGCGUGUUUCUAACAGAGCUGAAGUUCUGGGGAGUGAAUCACAGCCUGCUGGAAACAUGCUGCUAUCACAAGCUCUGUGCUUUCGUGAACGAUCAGAAAAUGCUCAAAGGAUUCGAAAAUAUGCACAAGAAACCAGAAAAUAGCAGUGCUGGGCGAAACGUGAACGCAAAAGAAAAAAUAUGGGGUAUUGUCAACUGUGAUCGAAAUUCAACGUGUUCAAAAGUGUAUUUCUGUGUUUCAACAACCUUUGUACUGAUGACGAUUGCUAUCCUCGCCCUUACAAGCAUGAAUGACGUACAAGAUACAGGACAGUAUCCCGACAUGACAGACGUGCAAGAGACCGCACAUCAGAAUAUGUCUGCAUCAGCAGUUAACUUGAAUGUGUCGACAACCCUUAAUCCGUUAUCGAAUAUCAGUCAACCUACCGCUACCGAAGAUCCCACUACGCCGCCUGGUGUCGGUAAUGUUGAACCAACCGAACUGAUAUACCCUCCAGUUUCUAUUUACGUGAAUUGUGAUCCCUGCUGUCACCUAAACGGCACGAGCCCGGGGCAAAUACCAAAUAGAAGAACCAAUUUGAGAGUAGAAAAUACAGACAUUCACCUGAAAAUCCUAGAAUGUUGUUUGUUCUAUAUAUUACAGCCAAGCGCAAUACAAGCGAAUGAGAUGGUCGAACCCCCUACUGACUACAAGGACUCUGAGGACGUUUAUGAUGUAGACAAAUCUACAAUACCAAUACCUGAUUUUACCUAUCAUAAUUAUGAUAGUGCUAUCAAUCAAACAAGCCGAUUAAAUGAAAUGAAGGCAUUUUCAGGGUUUGUUAACGUCACGCCACACUCUUCCUUCCAAGACAUGGCUAGUGCUAUCCCAAAUACUACUGCUGAUCACAGGCUUAGUCCUUCAAAUAUCAGUUUUGAAAAAAUCAAAACUGUUAAAAUAAAUAUCACAGCAGAUCAUCUAAGUGUCAAGGUGAAACUGAGUGACUUCGUUUUGAAUACAGUCUUAAAUUCCAAGGAAAAGUUGUACUCAUUCGCCUCAUCACUAAAGCUAAACAGCAUAACAUAUUUAGAAAAUGUUAUAUGUUAUUACAUGGAGUACGUCCUAAUGGCAUUCUUUAGUGUUGAGUUUGUCCUCAGACUCAUCACAUGUCCGAUCAAAAAGGAGUUUCUCAGCGGCGUGCUGAACUGGUUAGACCUAAUCCUUCUCCUUGGCAGUUUCGGGAGAAUUUUGUUGGAUUUACGGAGUGAUUUGAUGGAGACUAUGACCGUGGUGUACGACCUGCUCCUUUAUUUACAAAUGUUCCGUGUAUUUCGUCUCUUCAGGACAAUAGAACAUAUCAAAGCAUUUAAGGUCCUUCGUUAUUCCCUUGUUACUGGUAUGAAAGACAUUUGCGUUCUAGGCAUGUACGUCAUGGUAACAAUGUGCCUAUUCUCCAACUUCAUCUACUUUGUUGAAAAUAAAUCGGAUUUUCCCAGCAUUCCCGCGGCAUGGUGGUGGAGUAUCGUAACCAUGACAACGGUAGGAUAUGGAGAUAUGGUACCGAAGACGGUGUUGGGAAAGUUGAUUGGCUGUAUCUGUGCUCUGUCAGGAGUUGUGUUAUUUUCCCUCAUCAUACCAGUAUUUGUAACCACGUUCCUGAACGCCUAUGAAUACGCGAAUGGGUCGCUUGAUGACGAUCAGUGGAAUGACGACUCUAAGAAAAGGAUUUCAAUAAGUCUAUGUAAUGUUGAACAUGAGUCUCCCGAAUGCCAGGAAAGAGAAAUAUGUGGUUUGUGCGAUAUUGAAGUUAACUGCAUCGGGCAUAAAGAACACACUAGAAACACAAUCGAACUCGGAAUCUCCAACGGAAAUCUCCAACAGAAAUCUGUAAAGGAAAACCAAGAGACUAUUUGUAUUUGAAGUUACACGCUGCUCAAUAACAACUUCAAAUGGAAUCGAUGGAAAUUAGAUUGAGCUUGCCGAUGCCCAUUCAUAUCCAUGGACAGAUUUCCCAAUAGGAAAAUUUGGGUUAUUACAACAACUGGUCGUAUCGCGCAUAUAUCGAGUGACGAGGAACUGGACCGUCUAUGGGGCUCGUUCACCCAGGAGCAUGCCAGCGAUUAACUUUAUUCUUUGACGCGCAUGAUUCAUGAUAUGUAUAUAUAUGUGUGUAAACUCUAUUUCAUAUUAGUAAUAUAUAUUAUACAGUUAUAACAGCAUGCUACCUGGCGUUUUUAUUACUCGUUGUGUGUUAGUGCUGACUUUUUCAGAAAAAAAAAUCCUCUCCAGCACUUCUUCAUCCAGAUUACCGAAACUUGUAGAUAAAGCCAUUUUCCGAAAUGUUCCUGUAGCAUUCCCUGGAACCAUUUCAGUAAACAAACUGUGUCUGCUUCGUCUCGAAAACGCGUAUGCAUUGUCAAUCAGAAUGAAUGAAGAAAAAAGGCGAAAAUAUUAAUGCGCUCAUUCCGGGUAAAUAACACCUUUGACUACCAAUAUGGUUUAGAGCAUUUUGGGACGAUGUGGUUCAAAUAGCAUUUCUAUUUUCUUCUUUUUAUAUAGUGUAAAAUAAGGAAAGGGUAUAAUGACAUCAUAUGUAGAUUACAUAAAGUCUAUAGAACAGCUAAAAAAUGCAACAUACACUUUACAAUGUAUGUCAGUAUGAGUUUUACGUGUUUGUUUAUACCAGUUAUCAACCAGUGCAAAAAGUCUGUACAAUUGUAGAAUCACGGGCAUAAACCUUACAUGCCUAUAUAAUUCAAGUUUGCGUAGUCAAGGAAGCUAUAAUAAGUUGAUUCUAACCAUUAGAACCACAUUCUCAACAUUCCGACUGAUUAAAAUCAAUCAGCUUCCUUGCAUUUUCAUAAUUUAAUAUCAUUUAUUAAUAUAUAUUGUAAAAGAACCAAUGCAUGUGAUGUUGUUAUUGUAUUACUUGUGUAAGUUUCCUUUUCCUACUGAUGAUUGUAUUUUACAAAUGAAAAGUUAUAUUUUUGUUCUCUUUAAACAAGGUAUUGGAGUAAUUUGAUCGAUAAAAUCAAUAAGACUAAGUCUAAAAUCAUGGUCUAUCCAAUGCUUGAAUACUAGGUACUUACUUGACAAGGUUCCAGGUAACCAAGGUUGAUCAUUUUCAACCUUCAAUUAGAAUCGAGGUCAGAAAAAAACACAUGUACUGAUGUACAUGUAGUUUUGUUCUUUUUCAGUAGAUUGUGGAUUUCACCAGUCACUCGUCCAUGUUUAACACGACAUCGGUAUAUUGAUCUACAAUUAGAUACUUUCUUUUUGUAUUGUUAUGUAACUUUAUAAAGAGGGCUACUGGUAGCUUAGAUACUAGAUAAUAUACAGCGAUUCUUCGUCUUCGUCCCAGCUGGUAUUAUCAGAUUAAAUACAUGUUAAAGAAAAUACAUGAUUAAGCAGUAAGUUGUUAUUUAUGUAUGUUUACAUCUACAUUGAUCGUAUCAAUGUACGUAUGUAGGUAAAAACUAAUGACAACAUCCAGGAAAAUACAAUCGCAGUUAUCAGAAUUUCGUUACAUUGUAUCUUUUUACUUUUGUAACUAUUUCUUUCAUGUGUUGAAUUACUACAGUCUUACGGAUAUUACAGUCAAUGGUCUCAAAGUAUAUAUUCUUUAUGUAUUAAUGUUAAGUAUGAUCAUGUGCCUUUCAGUCUUUGUGAUUGUGCUCUGUAUAAGUCUUAUGCAAACAUUUUUGUUUAUAUGUCGUGUUGUUCCUGUCGUGCGUGAUCAAUCGGCAAACCUAAUGACGAUAGAUCUCUAUAUUAUUCCUGUUGAAACCCAUUAUUAUUUUAUGGUUUUUGAAGACAGGUUGUAUGAUCUGCAUGCAGGCAAAGUAAUUAUUGUAUUUCUACAUUAUGUCGAAAAUAUUAAGAUAGUAUCUGGAACUAGUAGAGUAUAAGGCUAAAAGGAGAAAAAAACUAAUGUUUUUGAUUUCUUUCAAACUCAUUAUAAAGAUUAUAAUAUUGUAAGUAUCCAAGACAUCUAUUUAAAAAAAAAAAGACCUAGAAAAAGAAAUUUUGGAGCAAUGGGGAUAUAAAUGUUAUUUCAACUCGUAUAAAAAAACUACUCAAGGGGAGUCAAGGUAAUAUUUUAGCACUUGAUAUUUGAAUUGAAAAAAAAAUAGGUUCACACUAAUUAACAUCUACAGCAUCUAUCACGUCGAAAUUGUGAUGAUGUAGAUUUUUCCAAAACAAAUUAUGAACCGAUAAAUAUUUACAAUAAUCCUAACUGUAUCAUAUAUAGAUAUUUCAAUUUAGUUUUAGACCUGACAUGGAUACUGAAAUUACAUACAUGUAAACAACCCCAGUGCACGUAUACAACUUGAUAAUUUGACAAUUUGAUUUAUCAUUUUAGACUUUUUUAUCCAAACUGCAAACGAUAUAGGGAAAGGAGAAGGGAAGAUCAUAUCAAACAAACUAGAUCAGAUUUCUUCCUUACCACAGAUAACCUAAAAAACAUAAUCGAUAAGACCAACAUUUAUGUUGGAUACAGAUCAGAUCAUUCCAUAAUAACUCUUUUGUUAAAGAAAAAGGCUUAUGGAAAUUUAAUAACAACCUUUUAUGUCACCAGAAUAUGUGCAAAAAUUUAAGGAUGCAAUAAAAAAAACAUUGAAAUAUUGAAAUACAGUAUGCUUCUCCCGUUUAUAAUAAUGACAUCAUAAAUAUACCAGAUUCUGAACUUUACUAAGUGUUGAUGAUCAACAUUUUUGGAAAUAUUGCUAAUGGAGAUCAGGGGAAUAACUAUUUUACAUUCAUCAUUUAGAAAAAAGGAAAGAGAUAGCAGAGAAAAAAAAUAAUGCUUGAGUAUCUAAAAAGGAAAUAUAUGAAGAAUAAAAUAAUAAACUAGAAAACCUUAGAAAAACUCAGAUGAAGGGAUAUAUGAUCCGAUCUAAAGUAACUUCGCUAGAUGAGGGGGAAAACCAUCAAAAUAUAUGCAGAUCAUUCUGAUCGAAAAUGUAGAUCUGGAUCAUCUUUUAAGUGGUUUUGAUUUUGUUAAACUAAGUGACAAUGAGAAAGUACAAUUAGAGGGGGGAUUAACAGAAGCAGUAUUAUUUCUAAAACACAAACUGGAUUGGAAGACAUAUUGGUGAAAACACUAGACUUAUAUAUAAUGAUAUUAUUAAUGACUCUGAACUAAAUAAUAGACCAGGUCUUCUGUUAUUUAUUGAUUUCGAAAGGGCAUUUGAUUCAGUCUCAUGGAAUUUUCUACAUAAAGUCAUUUAUUUUUUUAAUUUUGGAGAAAGCAUUAAAAGAUGGAUAUAAACCCUAUAUAAUAAAACUUUUCUGCUGUUGUAUGUUGUCAAAAUUCUUUAACAUACAAAGGGACUGUCGACAAGGGGAUCCUGUCUCCCCAUAUCUCUUUUUGCUUGUUGCUGAAAUACUUGCUAAUCUCAUAAAAAAAUAAUAACAACAUCAAGGGUAUCAAAGUACAUCGAAAAGAUGAUAAACUCACACAGUUUGCAGAUGACACCUCAAUAAUUUUAGAUGGAUCUAGAAACUCAUUCAACGAAACUCAAAUUGGAACUCAAAUGGGGAGAAGCAACAUUUUAUUCUGCUUGGAGUUGAUUUUUCGGUGAAUCUAGAUGAGAUAGUUAUGUUAAAUUACUCAAUAAAACUAAAUAAUAUAAAAAAAAAAUAGUUUAAACCAUUGGUAAAGAAGAAUUCUGACACCUAUUCGAAGGAUAUUAGUUGUGAACUCAAUCAUAAUACCAAAAUUUAACCAUUUGUUUAUAUCCAUUCAAACUCCUGACAACACCUAAACCUACAACUAAAAACUUUGUUUUUCAACUUCAUUUGACAAUCUUCAGUUGACAAAAUAAAAACAAAUACUAUAAUUCAAAGCUAUGUCAAUGGAGGUCUCAAAAUGAUUAAUAUUUCACAAUUUCUUAGUCUAAAGUCUACAUGGAUGAGAACGCUACUUCAAAAUGAUAAGAAGGGCUUGAUAGAUAUUUUUGAACCGAACACUUCCCAAUAAAUCAUUUAUCAGACAUAAGAACUGAUUUCAUUAAAGAUCUUAGAACUAAUAAUACCUUUUAGAAACAUGUUUUGAAGGCAUGGGUUAAAAUUUCAGAAGCAACAAAGGUGCAGACUCCAAGUGAAUUUCUAUAUCUUCCUAUUUGGUACAACUCGAUUUGGGUAGGGAAACUGUCUACUUUAUGAAAGUAUAUGUCGUACAAUCAAACAAAGUUGUCAAAAUUUAAAUUCAAACAUAGGGGGAGAUAAUACUAUAGAAAGACAUUUUAUACUCAGUCAUAUUCACAUUUUAUUAAAACGUGAAAAGUGUUGCAAAGAUAUAUAUUUAUGUUUGAUUAAAAGAAGUAAAUAUAUGAUAACAUCAGAGCAAAAAUGGCUACAACACUGCAUUCUUCCAAUGCAUAGCAAUGUGGUUAUAUGUCUAACACAUAUGUACAAUAUGAUAAAUGUUUUUAAUGCAAAUUCCAAAUUUAUCAGAGUCAGUGUUACAGACGAACCAUGCUAAUUUCCAUCAGUAUCUAAAUGUUAUUUUUGUCUAAUGAUUUUAACUUUCGACUAAGCAAACCCUGUAAUCUAGCUAUUGCUAACUUCAAAGCAGUAUGUUUAUCUGAAAUGGAAACCUAUUUUACAUUUAUAUAUAAUGCUUUGGCAUGUAUUAAGCAGAUUUUUAUUAUUUUACGAGGUCUGAUUGAUAUGUUGUGAGCCUCGUAUUGAAGGAUUUGCCGGACAUAUUGUACUAUUCUUCAACAUAAUCUCCUACAGCAUCUAUUCACUUUUGCCAGCCGUGAGUCUCAUUGUCAAUUUUAUAGAGCUGAAAGUGGGUGCCUGAAAAAGCUUUUUACUUUUUCUCCCUAUCAAUCUCAAAUGUAAUUGUAACCGUCUUUUUGUCUAUAUGCAGCGUAGCAAUUUGAAAUGUUAGCUGUGGUAAAAGUAAUGAUCUUACUAUUAGUAUUCUCACUAAUAUAAUUAGUUUCCACAUUUUCCCAUUCUCUGUUAUUAUUUAUUAUUUAUUAUUAUCACUAUUUUCCUGAGAGAUGUCGACAACUGACGAUGACAUUAACAACACAAGUUUCGAGAGUUGAGGUUGGUGAAGACCAUGGGAAAUGUUAUAGUCGACAUCAUGUCUUUUGGAAAGAAAUAUGUUUGGAUAAUAGUUUCCUUAUUAUGUCGGUCUUUUUUGUUGCCAAUGUACAUUGAACUUAAACGAUCAUUGUGAUAACCAAGAGCAUAAGAACUUAUGUCCUAGCAACAUUCCUUACAGCGAAAACAGAAUAUGUGAAAAGGAAUCAGUAUAUAUCUGGAUCCAUUUGUUAAUAUCAGGACCUAUUAUGGGAUGUUGAAUUUCCACCGGGAGCACCAACAGGACAUUUCAUCCCUCGAUGUUCACUAUUAGUAUAUCUAACUACGCUUAAGUCAUUAAGCAAAUUUAAAUAUGCAUGACUAUAAUCAAUGCAUUAUCUAAGUCUUGAAAGUGUCCUAUACGAAUGAACUAUUAAACAGUCUUGGUAUGGUACCCGGUUGUCUAAGGCCAGCCUCCGGACAAUUAUCUAUGUACAUGUUGUAUCGAUGCCUAUAUAGAUAGCUAAUAGACGACAAUGUACUAGAUUUCAAUACUCAGAAACAGUCAAACGUGCGUUUGGUAGUAUCCUCUAAAGAAAUACUUUUAUGUUUUGAUUUCCAUUAACAUUGACAGUAUGGAUUAUAAAGAGUGCAUUCUCCAGAUCGGUGCUCAUCAGUUUGUAGUUCGCAUGGAAUCUGUUCUCAAAACUUUCGGGUCAAAGAUCGAAAUGUUCCUUGAUACAACAUCCCAGACAGAUGCAUACACGAAAUACGUUAUUAGGCGGCCCAAAGACUCUACCAUGGCUCUGGUAGAAUACUGCUAUACCGGACAGCUGCAUAUUCCUCAGAGUGUCUGCAAGGGCGAGUUUUUAACAGAGCUGCAGUUCUGGGGACUAAAUCAUAGCCUGCUGGAAAAAUGCUGCUAUCACAAGCUCUGUGCUUUCGUGAACGAUCAGAAAAUGCUCGAAGGGUUCGAAAAUAUGCACAAGAAACCAGAAAACAGUAGUGCUGGACGAAACGUGAACGCAAAGGAACGAAUAUGGGGUAUUGUCAACUGUGAUCGAAAGUCAACGUGUUCAAAGGUGUAUUUCUAUGUGUCGACAACCUUUGUACUGCUGAUGAUUGCCAAUCUUGCUCUGACUAGCAUGAACGAUGAACAGGACACCGUCCAGAAGGACAUGUCUGCAUUGGCAAUGGACAUGACUCAGACACCAGUCUCUGAUCUGAGAGUCAAUCCAACAACGGAUACAGAUCCUUCAAGUAAAACAAUGAAUUGCGUAACGACGACACCAAAACCGUUGAUGUUUUCUCCUAUGAUUAUCAAGGUGGAUUGCGCUAUUUGUAGUUUACUUUCACGUGGAAGCCCGGGGCUAUCGCCGACUGCAAAAAGAACCGAGUACAAAGUAGGAAAUACAGACGUUUACUUACACAUACCAAAAUGUUGUCGUCCGUUCGUGACGCAAUCAUUGCCAAUUUACGUGGCUAAGAUGGUUGACCCUCCUGCUGAUUACAUGGACUAUGGUGAUAAUAAGCCUGCUGAUUAUACUGAUUAUGGUAGUGACGACCCCAUGGAUCAGAAAAACCAAACACUUCUACAUUCGGGAUCUGUUCAGAUAAUGCCAAUUCCAGCAUCGAAUGAAAUGUCUAGUGGUAACAUUAAUCCAGGGGCAAAUCAUAGUAAAACAAACAGCAGUUCGCUAUUAUCACAAAACUUUACAAUAAUACGUGAUGACUCUAUCAAUGCGAGGAUUUUUACUGCUUUAAAGGAAACGAUUUUGACUU
Molecule: messenger RNA, 9027 nt
Organism: Pecten maximus
Lineage: Eukaryota; Metazoa; Mollusca; Bivalvia; Pectinida; Pectinidae
Product: potassium voltage-gated channel subfamily B member 2-like
Exons: 3
Coding region: 1-2124 (707 amino acids)
Biological process (GO): potassium ion transmembrane transport; protein homooligomerization
Cellular component (GO): voltage-gated potassium channel complex; membrane
Molecular function (GO): delayed rectifier potassium channel activity
Source: RefSeq, a predicted model, not a curated record